Telopea speciosissima is the source of this 2838-nucleotide messenger RNA. Its product is annotated as protein ALTERED PHOSPHATE STARVATION RESPONSE 1-like. Lineage: Eukaryota; Viridiplantae; Streptophyta; Magnoliopsida; Proteales; Proteaceae. The transcript has 6 exons. Bases 381 to 2462 code for a protein of 693 amino acids. The record is from RefSeq and is a predicted model, not a curated record.
UUUGUUGAAGUCGUGGUCAUUAGUGUGGAUAUAUGCCAUGGAGGAAGAAGAAGGGUGAGUUUUACCUAAUGAAAUUUUCUGGGUUUUAUUUAUUGGAUCUGCAGGUCCAGGUCCCAUCGACCAGUAGUUGAGAUUUUUCUUUGUUUUCCUCUUUGAUUUGCUUAUGAACCAACCCAGAGAGCAGAAGCUAAAUAACCUUAGCUCCUGUGUCUUGUCCACUCAACUUCAAAGUCUUCAAAUGCUUUGUAAUGGUGCCUGUGUACAUAAAACUCAGUCUGCAUUUGGGAUUCCUAUCUUCUCAAUGAUUUGCGUAUGACCUAAGCCUAGAGAGCAGAAGCUGUUAUCUAUAUCGAUCUCUGUCUUUUCUUGCAUCUGAAGAGAUGGGUUGUGUUGCAUCGAAGAUUGAUAAGGAAGAGAGAGUGCAGAGAUGCAAGGAGAGAAAGAGGCUGAUGAAGCAAUUAGUUGGGUCUCGUGAACAAUUCGCUGCUGCCCAGUUGGCUUAUUUGCAAGCUCUGAAGAACACAGGCAUUACACUUCGGCAAUUCACUGAGGCAGAGACAUUGGAACUCGAAGAUGCUCCAUUUGCCUUUGCGUUGCGUCGAUCUCCUCCUCCCCCUCUGCCUCCUUCACCUCCACCUCCACCCCCCUUUAGUCCUGACUUAAGGAAGGUUACGAAGGUGGAGGAAGAAGAAGCUGUUCAAGAGGAAAGCAUUGAGAUCGACGAGGAGAGCAGCUGCAUAACUCUGCCGCCACCUCCACCCCCCUUUAGUCCUGAUUUAAGGAAGGUUGCGAAGGUGGAGGAAGAAGAAAUUGUUCAAGAGGAAAACAUUGAGACCGACGAGGAGAGCAGCUGCACAACGCCGCGGCCACCUCCGGUUCUAAAUUCUUCUUGGGAUUUCUGGGAUCCUUUUGACCCUUCUUCAUCUUCUCCACUUCAGCAGAAGAGUGAAGUGGUUCGGCAGGAGGAGGACGAAGAGUGGGCGGAGACUAAAACAGAUUUUGAUGAAGAAGAGAUAGUAGUUGCAGCUGAUAUUGUUCUGAAUUCGCUUCCGGAUAAGCCUCCAGUAGCAGAACUAAUUGAUGAUUGUUCAUCAAUGGUGAGCUGGAAUACGAAGGACACUGUAGAUAUGGCCAUGGUGGUCAGUAGGAGCAAGAAGACACUGGCGGGUAUUGUGAGGGAGUUGGAUGAUUAUUUCCUGAAAGCUUAUGAUGGUGGGAAGGAAAUUGCUGUUCUUCUCGACAUCAACAUAGGAGACUCUUCCUACCAGAAUAUAGGAGAAAGCAACAGGAAGAGAUGCAAGUCUGCAAAGGUCUUUAGCUCAUUGUCUAAGAGUUGGUCUUCCAGAUCAUUUCAGUCUAGCAGAGACUCUAUAGAAUUUCAAGGCCCAACUGAACCUUGCAAACUUGGCGCCCUUUGCAUCACACUAGAUAAGCUCUAUGCCGAGGAACAAAGACUUUAUGAGGAAGUUAAGGAGGAGGAACUAACAAAAUUGGAGUAUGAGAAGAAAACCCUGUUACUGCAGAGACAAGAAGCUGAGAAUGAAGAGUUGCCAAGGAUUGAGAAAACUCAGUUGAGCAUCGAGUGUUUGCAGUCUGACAUCAUGUGUUUGCAACAAUCAAUAAGUAGGACGUGCACAUCAAUAUUGAAGCUCAGAGAUGAGGAGCUGCUUCUGCAGCUUGUUGAGUUAUCAUUAGGGUUGAUGCACAUGUGGAGAACAAUGUAUGAAUGUCAUCAAGUGCAGAACCAUAUGGCCCAGCAAAUGUGCCAUCUCAUUAACAAUCCCAAUGCAGAUCCCACAACAGACUACCAUCGCCAGGCCACAUCUCAACUGGAAACAGAGGUCACUGCCUGGUACAAUAGCUUUUGCAACCUCCUCAAAUCCCAGCGAGGGUAUGUACGAGCCCUCACCAACUGGGUCCAACUGACGGACUGCCUAGAGAAUGACCAACAACGAAGUAACCACCCAUGCAGGGUUCAAGCCCUCUGUGAAGAAUGGCAGCUUGCCCUCGACAGGUUGCCAGACAAGGUGGCCUCUGACAACAUUAAGAGUUUUGUGUCAGUCAUCCACUCCAUAAUCUUGCAACAGGCUGAAGAACGUGACUUGCAGAAGAAGUCUGAUCGGAUUGAGAAGAGGUUGAAGAAGGAAUUGAACUCCCUGAGUGAAAUGGAGAAGAAGGUUGAUGUGAACUUCACUGGAAAUGGGGAUUCCACAUUGAGCCCUAAGCAUCCUUUAUCAAUCAAGCGUGCCAAGACUGAGGCCCUUAAGAAGCGGGUAGAGGAUGAGAAGGCAAAAUAUUUGAACUCAGUCCGGGUCACCCAGGCCAUGACCCUGAAUAAUCUACAAGCAGGCCUCCCAAAUGUCUUCCAAGCAUUAACUGGAUUCUCAAGUGUGUGCACUCAGGCUUUUGAGGCUAUUCAUAGCCAGGCAACAUCGAUAGCUUCUCACGCUGGAGGACCCUAGUUAUAAGUCUGAUGAAUUGUAUUUGACCAUGUGAGGCCUAUUUGGAACUUCAGAUGCCAGGACAAAGGGCUAUUGAGUUACAUUCUUUACCACUGGUUACCUGAAGUCUACCUCGUUUGAUGAGGAAUGUUAUACGAAGUCAACAUGUCUGCGGAUCAAUAACAGUAAAAAAUAGAGAAUUUCAGAGUGUAUGCUUGUUUCAAAUCAUCCUGGGAAAAGAAGUUGAAGUUUGGUACAGGUGAAUUCAGCUUCUAUCUCAGAGUGGUGGGGGGUUAGAGGCAGAUUUUGAAGAGGCCACUAGCAACAAUGGAUGACAAAAUACACUGAAUUGUAGGUAUUGGCACUAAAUAUACCUUAUUUGAUAUUUUCAUUGUAA